AUGAUUCACAAUCACCGUCGCCUUCAGGACGCUCCAAGUUUUGUUUGGGUUUCUCUGAUUUCUGUCGCUCCGCGUCUGCUGUCAAGUUUAUCAGGAAGGCUGGCGGUCAGCCUUCUCGUGUUUCGCUUGGCGUCGGAUGGAAUAAUUCAUGCUAGGACCAAGUAACGGCAAGCCGUCAACUUCUAAUUCUCAAUUCCUUGCUGGACUUGUCGUCUUUCGGCCUUACUUUUUCGAAUCAUUUUUUGUGAGUGUUGCUUAGGAAAAGCUUUCAUGACUGCGAGGCAAAAUUAUUGUUUAGAACUCCUUCGAACUAUUCUAAAACCUAAAGAACUUCAUUUAUGAGCGGGACUCUAGUCUUAAUCUGACUUCCGAGUUUCUAUUAUUCUGUUUUCUCAGUUUAAUCUCCAGAUUUUCCCUCUUUUGGACGCAUUUGAGACUAGCAAACCAAACUUUUAUGAGAUCGCGAAAAUCCCUCCAGUGUCGCUCAUUUGCAAGAUGCUGAUCGGCGAGUUAAUAACACAUCUUCCAGCCGUUCCAGCUGCCGAUGUUGUAAUCCACGGAAAUGACAAAAGAGCCGAGGCGGAAAGAAGACUGACCUCCGCGCGGAGAACAGCUGAUUGUCCCCAUCAUUCUUGA
Caenorhabditis auriculariae is the source of this 636-nucleotide messenger RNA. The record is from the annotation of a GenBank genome assembly. Lineage: Eukaryota; Metazoa; Nematoda; Chromadorea; Rhabditida; Rhabditidae.